Molecule: messenger RNA, 687 nt
Organism: Thyridium curvatum
Lineage: Eukaryota; Fungi; Ascomycota; Sordariomycetes; Thyridiales; Thyridiaceae
Exons: 3
Coding region: 1-687 (228 amino acids)
Biological process (GO): vesicle fusion; endoplasmic reticulum to Golgi vesicle-mediated transport
Cellular component (GO): Golgi membrane; SNARE complex; cis-Golgi network
Molecular function (GO): SNAP receptor activity
Source: RefSeq, a predicted model, not a curated record
AUGGCGGCUGCAUCUGGAAACACGGGCUGGGCCCAGUUGCGGCAGCAAGCACGCUCCCUAGAGACUCAGACCGAGACGCUCUUUCACACGUAUUCCCAGUUCUCAACGGCCCCGAACAUUCCGCCAAAGCCCACAGACCAGGAGAGGGAAACCGAGGCGAAACUGCAGGAUACCCUCGAAAAGAGAGAAAACGUCAUCGGCCAGCUGUCCCGCCUGCUCGACUCCGAAGCUACCCUGACGUCCUCGGCGCUCAAGCAGAACAAUCUGUCGCUCCUCCGCGAGAAGCUCUCGGAGCACCGCAAGGACCUGUCGAGGCUGAGAUCGAAGCUCCAAGAAGCGAGGGACCGAGCGAACCUGCUAUCCAACGUGCGCGACGACAUCGAUGCGUACCGCGCCAAUAACCCCGAGACCGCCGAGGCCGAGUACAUGCUUGACGAGCGCAACCGCAUCGACAACAGCCACAACAUGACGGACAGCGUUCUGAGUCAGGCCUACGCCGUCCAGGACAGCUUCCGCGUGCAGCGCGAGACUUUGGCCAGCAUCAACCGGAGAAUCACCCUCGCUGCGAGCCAGGUGCCCGGCAUCAACUCCCUGAUUAGCAGGAUCUCUGCCAAGAAGCGGAGAGACGGCAUCAUCAUGGGCAGCUUCAUUGCCAUCUGUUUCUUCAUCUUCUGGAUGUUUUUGUAA